Messenger RNA from Cutaneotrichosporon oleaginosum, 883 nucleotides. RefSeq lists its product as uncharacterized. Lineage: Eukaryota; Fungi; Basidiomycota; Tremellomycetes; Trichosporonales; Trichosporonaceae. The record is from RefSeq and is a predicted model, not a curated record. Gene Ontology annotation, molecular function: oxidoreductase activity. Gene Ontology annotation, biological process: cellular response to oxidative stress.
CUUGCACAUCACUCGUUUCACCCUACCUCACCACGGCACAGUUGAUACCUGACACAUCCCCAUCGACAGCAUGAGCACCUCUGCCAUCUCGUCUGCGCAGUUCUUUGCAGCCCUCAAGGCUCGCCGCUCCGUGUAUGCGCUCAAGGCGUCUUCACCCAUCUCGGACGCGGCGAUUCGCGAACUAGUGGAGACGGCGAUCAAACUCGCGCCGACGGCGUACAACUCGCAGACGUUGCGUGUGGCCCUUGUUUUCGGUGACAAACACAAGCGCCUUUGGAACGCGAUGUGGGUCGAGAACCAGAAGACGUUUCCGAACGCUGAGCUGGAAGCGCAGCAGCGCACCAAGUGGGAGCACGCGUACAUGAGCGCGUACGCUACCGUCGUGUUCUUUGAUGACAAGAAGUCGCUCGGGGAGUGGUGCACCAAGAUGCCGAACCGCAAGGAUGAGCUGGCGGUGUGGAGCAAGAACGGCGCGGGCAUCCUGCAGCACACUGUGUGGACCGCGCUCGCGACCGAGGGGCUGGGUGCCAACCUUCAGCACUUCUCGCAGGUUACGCCGGGGGCAGACGCAGCCAUGCGCCAGGUCAUCGAGGUUCCGGAGGACUGGGAGUGCACAGCCAUAAUGCCAUUCGGCGAGAUUGUGCAACACCCUGCAGAGAAGCCGAAGCUGCCCUUGUCGGAGCGCCUGAUGGUAUUCACCGACUAAAUGCGCAAAUAAAUUCAAGUCUACAUGGGCGGGAGAGAUGGCUAUUGUGACCUGCCUGAACGCAAGUAGGCUUUUGGCAGACGCAGGUUCAUGUGCAGUCUGAGAGAUAGAGGAAAAUGUAGCUUUGACCGCCAUUAUCUUGUAAAGCAGAAAGGAAGCGAGGAUGGAGGGCUAGGG